This is a messenger RNA of Lacerta agilis (Sand lizard), 1879 nucleotides long. RefSeq lists its product as uncharacterized. NCBI's taxonomy places the organism in Eukaryota, Metazoa, Chordata, Lepidosauria, Squamata, Lacertidae. The coding region runs from base 213 to 1673 and encodes 486 amino acids. The record is from RefSeq and is a predicted model, not a curated record. The transcript is spliced from 8 exons.
GGACUCCUUCCUGUCCCGCCCACCUGGGAAAUGCAAGGGGGGCCCAUGUGAACCUCUUUGUGCCUCCCAGAGAUUUGCGUCUGCAGCGAUGCCGGACCGGGCUGUUGCUCUCGCCGGGGGAGCCCCAUAUUAAAGGGGCUGGUGGUGUUUGAGGAGGUGGCUGUGCACUUCACGGAGAAGGAGUGGGGCCUGCUGGAUCUGAACCAGAGGUCAUGCUGGAGAUUCACGACUUGGUGACCUCUCUGGAUGGACAUGUGAGCUCAAGACCUGACCUCAUCUCCUGGCUGGAAGAAGACAGAAAAGACCUCUUUGCCAAAGGCUCCAUGGAAGAGAUCAGAUCCACAGGUGGCAGAUCUCUGAAGAAGAUCAAGCUGGAGAGCUUCCCGGACGAAGCUCCCGUGAUCAAGGAAGAAUAUGAGGCCCUGCCGGAAAGAUGCCAAGAGAAUAUUUCUUUCCCCAGUGAGGCCGGUGAGGAGGCGCACCUGCUGAGCCGCGCCUCCGACCACGGUUUCCCCGAAGGCAUGUCCCUCUCAAGCAGCGGUAGGAAAGGGCGAGGCGUCUCCUGGAGGCACCAGGAAAUCUUGGACCUCUUGGACAUUUGGGGGGAGCCGAAGAUCCAGGAGCAGCUGCGUGCCAGCCACCGCAACAUCGAGGCCUUCGAGAUCAUCGCCCGGAAGAUGGCCUGCCGCGGGCACCGACGCAACGCCGUGGAGUGCCGCUCCAAGACCAAGUGCAUGAGGCUGGAGUACCAGCGGGUUGUGAACCACAACUCCAGGACGGGGAAGCACACGGCCACCUGCCCGUACUACGCAAAGCUGCACAGCAUCCUCCACAACGGGGACGCGGCCGUCCGGCCAAAGCGCAUCCCCAGGAACAUUAAAAAAAAGACAAGAGCCUCAACACCGCUCGCCAAGGAGACUGCCGCUCCCGAGCGCACCGAGGAACUUUGUGCCCAGGAUGCGCAAGCAGGAAAUGCAGAGGAGUACAUGGUGAAGCAAGUUCUUGUACCUGGAGAUGGCCACAGCAAAGAAAAGGCCAUAGAAGAGAGCAUUGAGACGUGCAUCAUUGGAGAUCGCUCCGAUGCAGCCUCCAGCGGAAUAGGGGUGGAAAUGGAAGCCGACCAGGCAGACACGGAGGUGGAGAAGGAACAAGACGCUGCCGCCCCAAACCGCCCGGCUCCUGCCCUGUCCCCCGAUACUUGCAUGGCGAUCCUGAGGACCAAGAAGAAGCGAAAAGGCGAGAGCGACAUGAUCGAGCGGCUGAUGAAGCACUCCUCGAUGGAGAACGCCCGGCUCCUGUCCGCCAUGGAGAAAGACAGCAAGGUUUUCUCGGAGUACGUGCAGCUCAUGAAAGAGGAGGACGCGCAGAUCAAGGAGGAGAGGAAAGCCUUUCUGAACUCCAUUGACAAUCUCGGCACCAUCCUGCAGAGCCUCGUCUCCGGCCUGAAUAAAAUCGGAGAGGCCCUGCUCAGGCCCGACCAAAGCCCGGCGGCCGGAUUCGCAGACAGCUUCUCCUCUCUAAACUCGCCCUCGGGCUGCAUGUCGCCGGUGCUUUGCAACGGAGAAAGUACCCCUUCUCAGAGCACCCAUUUCUCUGGCUCGCUGGAGAGGGCAUCUCCGGAAACAUCAAGCCCCGCCAAGGAAUCCAUGUACAUUCCAGACUGCCAAGGGUAGCUGUGCAUAAAAGGCCAGGUGUGGACGACCCUUUUCAUGCCUCCCUUGUGGCUUAACCUUCCCCACCACCCCCCAGGGCCUGCAUGCCGGAGGUGGGGGGAGCCGAUGCAAAAGGGGGCAGAGCCGAUGCAGAAAAAUGUAGCAGUAGGCCGAUGCCAUCUCUCGUGCAUAUGCACCCCAUUGAUACAGAAACGCAGGAUAAUUAG